Messenger RNA from Dibothriocephalus latus, 213 nucleotides. Lineage: Eukaryota; Metazoa; Platyhelminthes; Cestoda; Diphyllobothriidea; Diphyllobothriidae. The record is from the annotation of a GenBank genome assembly.
AUGCAGGUUAUUUUGAUUGUUCUGGAGCUCUCUCUCUUUCAACCCCCGCUUAGCGAUAGCCUUGUUGAUUGGAUCAUUCAUUCAGCGAAAAUGCGACGCAGGUUUAACAAGUCCGCGGCAGCCGUGCGUGCCCGUAUGGCUCAAAAAUGCAAGGAUGAGCGACGCUUCGGUCGGGUAUUGCCGCCAGGUUGCCUCAAUCAGCCCUCUGCCGUC